Phycomyces blakesleeanus NRRL 1555(-) is the source of this 1275-nucleotide messenger RNA. RefSeq lists its product as hypothetical. NCBI's taxonomy places the organism in Eukaryota, Fungi, Mucoromycota, Mucoromycetes, Mucorales, Phycomycetaceae. The record is from RefSeq and is a predicted model, not a curated record. The transcript has 3 exons. Bases 406 to 1275 code for a protein of 289 amino acids. Gene Ontology annotation, molecular function: catalytic activity.
AAAAUGUUGUGGUGGUUGAAGUUGAAGAAGUUUUUAAGAGGAAGAAUUCAAGAUUUGAAAUUAGGAACGAAGAUUCGUGAGAACUUGUGUAGGUUUUGUUUAUUGAGAAAGAUUUUGUAUCAAAGUUUGACCAGGUUCCUACACUGAACUACUACUGCUAUUUAUAUUGUUUUGGAUUGGGAAAAUUAUAUGACUGGGGUCAGGUAAUCGAUCCUAUCUGAGCCUUAAUCAGAGCAACGUGAUCUUGGGAUAAUUAAUGUAUGAUUAAUUAUAUAAAUGUGUGUAGUCCCAAUGAAGUAUUAACAUCGAAAGUAAAUGUGUUUAUGAGUUAUAAUUAUGCUUAUAAUAAUUCACUGAUGUAUCCCAUAUUAUGGUGAUAUCAUCAUAUGAAAUAUAAUCACUAUCAUGCAUGCUAAACCUCUGAGGCCUUAUAUUAUUUCCUUCAGACUUAUUCUCAAUUACAGCAGUAGUCAAUACUCAUUUACAACAAUUGGCAUCCUUGUUCAUAUCCAGUAUGCUGAUACACUUAAGGCUAAACUGACAACUGCUUCUGUUGAGAUUUUGGAUGCAUUUGAUCCACUUGACCCUGAUAAUGUUGCUGAUCCCAAGUAUGCAUCUCUGCCCACUCAUGAACUUGCCAACACUGCUGCCAUGCUUCACCAUGAUAGAUGUCUCCAAGCUCUUCAGUUCUUGCAUCCACAUGUUGCUAUCUCAGUUGGUCACUUCUUUUCUGGCACCUAUAGGGGCUCUAUGGUUGUUUCCAUUCUAAUCUCACCUCACUGUCCUUAUGCUGUCACUCAAAUAUCUAUGCCCUCAAAAUAUGCUCUGGCUGUCAAAAUUGGCUCACUCAGAAUUGUAUGCUUAUAUCUUCCACCAACUAUGCCUACUCAUGAUGUUCUAUAUGUACUUUCUUCCAUUCCUUUAACACAUGAUACCAUUCUUUGUGGUGACUUUAAUGUAAGACUUGGCUCUGUUACUGGGGACUAUGCAUCAAAUUCUCAUGGACUGGCACUAUGUUCUUGGAUAGAAGAGAGAUCUUUAUCAGUUGUAAAUGCAGAUUUUACACCUUGCAUACCAACAUAUAUUUCUUUCCGCAACAACUAUGAAAUCAGCAGUAUUAUUGACCUCUUUAUAACUAAUAUGUCACUCAUCAAUCCUUCUCUUCAUGUUGCUACUGACUUGUCACUUGGAUCAGAUCAUCGUCUUUUAUCACUUUCCUUCACUUAUGAUCUACAGCACUCUACAAAUAUGUCACCACCAUUACACAAGACAUAG